CGACAGUGGAACAUGACCAGCCGACAUGCUGCUGCUGGCAGCGCUUGUGGCCACAGCCACUUGGUCUUAUGGAUAUGCACAAGGAAUCCCCAUGCAGAAGCCUCUAUCUGUCACCAAGUCUAAAGGAACUGUGCGCUUGGAAUGUCACUUUAAAGAUGUCUCUGAAUAUGAUGAUAGCACCAUCAUACACUGGUAUCAACAGAAGGAAAACGCAGCUCCAGUGAGGAUGCUCUACUUAGCACAGUCAAAAGUAGUAGAUGAUGGCUUCCAAGCAUCCAAGUACAUGGCUGAAAAAGUUCCUCGCCAGAAAACAUGUAUUCUUACAAUAAAUGAUGUCAUUCCAGACGACACUGCUACCUACUACUGUGCCUACUGGGACAGGACUGGCUAUUAUAAGAAGGUGUUUGGUUCUGGUACAAAACUCAUUGUGUCAGACAAAGUUACUUCUUCACCAGCAAGCUCUGAAAUCCUGCAGAAGAGACAUGGAAAUCAGAUAAUGUAUGUUUGCCUUAUUGAGAAAUUUUACCCAGAGGUUAUUCGGGUGACAUGGACCGACGAAGCAAAUAAGGAGGUAACAGACAACAUAGUAAAAGGAGACGUUUGGAAGCCCGCAAAUGGGGAUAAAUACUCAAUCGGCAGCUGGUUAACUGUACCAGCGAAGAAUAAAGACAAGAACUAUUACUGCAAAUAUGAGCAUGAAAGCCAACAGCGUUCGCUGUCAACACAAGAUGCUACAAAGCCUGCUACUCAGCAAGAGGACUGCAGCACUGGAAACAGCACAGUUAAUUUUAAUAGAGAUCACUUAAUGCACAGGACAGCAUAUUUAGUGUACAUCGUCCUGCUUCUGAAGAGCUCCAUGUACUAUCUCAUCGUACUCUUCCUCAUCUACAGAAUGUGGGCUCCAACCAAGCACCAAGGAAAAAGAGCAUAAAUGCUGGUUUAGGAAAGGCUUACAAAAUUGUCUUAAAUUUAUUUUACUGUAUACUUAUCCAUAUAGACACCCCUGCUCUCAGCGUUAGAUGUAACGACAAAAAAAAAGCCCCACUCUGGCAUCAGUGCAUACAGCUUGUUUUGCUUUACUGCUUGUGUUUUUGUAUCAGCCUGGUUUUCCUAAUUUUUCUGAGCAAUAGGAAUACAUUUACAUACCCUGGAUUUUAAUCCAAAAUCCAUACUGCAAAAUGAGGAAGGUACUCACGUUAACAGUAGUUAUGUAUGCAAUAGUUCAGAAGCGUAACAGGGCUUUUGAUAUAUAAAGCACAGAUACAUUUUGCCGUUGCGCUUAAGGCUUUAUUAGGAGCAUUCCUGUGCUCUAAUUUCACAGGUAUUUGUUCAUUUUUACUUUCAAUGGUUUAUUGCAAUUCUCAUGUAUUCACCAAAUCAGGACUUAAAUAUUCUGAAGUGCGUUAAGAGUCAAUUAAACAUGAUUUUAAAAAGGGAACAUAAUAUUUUUGAAUUAAGAAGUCAGACGAUCAUAAAAGCAAUUCUAAGGUGCACGUAUACAUAAAUGGAAGAAAUCCAGCAGGUCCAACCCCACCACUGUGACACAGACUGAAAACCUGCACACUGUAUUUCUAAAGAAAACAAUUGCAACGCUCACAAACGUUAUCGUGUUUAGAGAUACCUUUUUAUGUUGAGCAGAACCUUAAAUAUGAAGCUUUGAUAAAGUGUUUUCACAACACAGGAAAAAUUCUCAUGUGUUGGGCUUUGAACUCUUCACCUCCAAGGUCCACAAAUCAGUUCCUUUCAAAUUUCUGUGGGAAAAUCAGAAGCAGAUAUAUUUAAAGGAUUUGCUUAGUUUGGGGCAAAACACUGCCGUAAGUUUGAAGAUAAGUGCCUGCAGCAUUCACAUUCACUCUAUCUGCAGUGGUGUAGAGGGCAAUACAAGCUUUCCUCCAGGUUUGUUUGUGAGCCCUGGGUUUGAUCACCAGCAUUUGCACAAUUACCAAGAUGGCUAGAAAACCUGAUUCAUUCCUCUGUUUGUAUAAAUUCCUCAGGAAAUCAAAAGAUCCUUAAAACCACUGGUGUUCCAGUUUUCAAUGUACUAAACAGGAAUAUUUUUACAGAGAACAACAAAAGCUAGCUUGUUAACAUCUUUUCUGUUGAAGAGCUAAGCCAAACCAGGGGGAAAUGCAGUGCUGGUACAACAGGACUGCCUAUGGCUCAUGCCUUUGCAAGGGAAGGAGAACGUAAAUCGGGCCCAGUGUUAAUAACCACAGUUAUUUUACCAACAGCAUAUAUUACAAGUUAUUUUCUAACCUGCAUAUUGAAGCCAAUGCAACUAAUUAGUGCUUUCCAUGUCACGUUACUCUUCAACGUGAAGGAAGAUGUGAUGCCUAGUCUUCAGUCAAACUCUCUUUGAGAAACAGCUGAUAUCCCAUGCUAUUAUUUGUUAUGGCUUGGUUCCAAUCAAAGUGAAAUAAAAUAGCUACAAAGGUAUUUUUUUGGAAUGUAGAUUUCAGUAGCAUCAUUGAUAUUACUGUCUUGGU
Messenger RNA from Athene cunicularia (burrowing owl), 2486 nucleotides. RefSeq names its product immunoglobulin kappa light chain. Lineage: Eukaryota; Metazoa; Chordata; Aves; Strigiformes; Strigidae. The record is from RefSeq and is a predicted model, not a curated record. The transcript has 6 exons. Bases 26 to 931 code for a protein of 301 amino acids.